AUGACAUUGUAUCUUGUUUCUCCGUCACCACCCACGGGCAAUAAUCGUCGAAUCGAACUUACCGGCAACGAUCUAUGGUUCAUUGCGCGUAUUGACAAUGUAUUCGUCUAUCCGUCCGAUUUGAAUGUCGAUCGUUUCAGGGAAGCACUCGGUCGUGCUCUCUCUCUGUGGCCUCUUAUCAGCGGUCGUUUUCUCUUACUCGACGGUGAUCACUACGUCAUUGAAAUGUCCGACAAUCCCAUCCCGAUUUCUUUGACGGACAACACUGAGUUAACGAAAUGGUCUCUCGACUCAAAUGUAGUGAUUGAAACCACUCAAAAUCCACUACUGCCGUUUCUCGACGAAGUGCAAAACGAGAAAUUGUUGCGUGGCUUCCCCCCGGAACCGCUUUUUCGUUUGAAACUCACUCGUAUUGUACAAAGCGGCGAAUGGAUAAUGGGUGCAAGCUGGGCGCACAUGUUAGGCGAUACCGCUGCUUGUUUGGGCUUUUUAAAUACAAUCUCACGUUUAUAUCAACAAAUGGAGCCACUCAAACCGUUACCUGUAUUUGAAAGACGCUUAUGGCGAGAAGACGAGGCCGAUCAGUCCCUCUUACCCAUCAUGAAACCACUGCGUGAUGGUGGGACUAUAGAAAAAAUGAUGGAAAACUUUAUGGCUGACCAAGUAACGCAUCGUCAGGUCAAUAUGUGUUUUUCAGCUGAACAACUCGCUAAAUUGCGUACACUGGCUGGUGGGACUAGUGUCACGACUCAAGAUGCUCUUAGUGCCUACAUCAUUCUUACACUCAAUAACAACUAUUUCGAAAGCGACGAUCAGCUCAUUCUACGCAGCAACACGGUUGCCAGUUGUCGCGGUGUCUCCGACUCUAUCACACCGCCUGGUCUAGUUGCCAACGCUGUCUUUAUAAUAUUGUCUGAAGAUUUUGACGAUCCACGAUCUCUGUCAAGUAUUGCUAAGGCAAUUCGUCGAUCUAUUGUUCGAGCGCGCGAUGUUAAAUUUCUCGAAACCUGGCUGGCCACUGCCGAUGGAUUGAUGAAAAAAAUGGCACGUGAGAACCGACUAAUCAGUAUGGAUUAUUACUCGAACGAAAUCGUAGUAAAUUCGAAUUUUCGAUACGACUGGGCGGGUCUUGUCGAUUUUGGCCACACCGAUAAGUGUCGCUUUUAUACGUCAGGCACGAGUGCACUCUAUGUGCGUGUUUUUCGUCUCAAUCCAGUUAACGAUGGGACUCAAUGGUUAUCCAGAGACCGAGAUGGAGCCGAAGUGGCCUUUCGUGUUAAAAAAGACAUGAAGAAAAAAUUUAUCGACGCGUGGAAGAAAGAUAUCAAUGAAAAUUUUACCAAUGUAAGAAUAUAA
This is a messenger RNA of Didymodactylos carnosus, 1356 nucleotides long. The record is from the annotation of a GenBank genome assembly. NCBI's taxonomy places the organism in Eukaryota, Metazoa, Rotifera, Eurotatoria, Philodinida, Philodinidae.